AUCUACCUAUCCCCGUCACUCUCUCGAUAGACGAGUCGCUCGUGUCCAAAAACGCGGCCGCCACUGGAUUCUUCAUAGCACAGCAGCUGCUGUGGACUUCUUCCCAUGCUGGGAGGUGGGCAAUAGACAUGCGAAGUCGAUUACAGAAGUAUCGAAAAUCCCAUGGUUCUUCUAAAUCGAUAGACAUAUCCAUCAACUCUACGGACAAAGACCUAGGAGACGCCACCCGACAAACACCAGCAUCACAGCCCGGCGAACCACCAUAUUUACCAAAUGCACCGUCAACCCCGAGCCCUACAACUGCCAUUACCUCUUCCCGAAGCGUGAAUCGUCUCCAAAACAACCACGCUACCCUCAGCUCCCCAACGCCUUCCUCACAUGCGACUCCUACCAUGGUUCAGACCAUCCGCACCGUACCCAGCUUCGGAGACCCCAGCGACACCAGUUCCGACGCCCCCUCUCGUACCUCGCCCUUCUCCAGCUCGGUCAACAGCAACGCGAGCAGAAUCACCAUGUCGUCGUCCCACCAAGAAAGAGCCUCAGACGUCCGAUACAGCUCGCAAACGAGCAACGGCGACGCCACAAUACGUGCGAUGGUCUCCCCGAUGAGGCAGGAAUCAGAAGAAAACCCGGGCGCGUGGGACUCGACGAUCGGGAAAGCCGGGUUGGGAAAGACGGGCCGGGUGAUCAACAAGCUCGUCAGCGACAAUGACGCGCUGAAACGCGAAAUCCAACUCGAACGGCUGCGGGCGGACGAGGCCAAGCGGGAAGCCAAGGUGGCGGAGGAGCGGAUGGAGCGCAUGAUCGGCGAGCACGAAAGCCAGCUCCUCGAGGCGUCGGUGACCAAGACACUACUGGCCCGCAAGGAACGGCAGGUCGAGACGCUGAUGUGGGCCGUGGGCCACGAGAAGCAGCGGGCGGCCGAGGCGCUGGAGCGCGAGAGCAACUGGCGGGCCGAGAUGGAGAAGACGCGGGUGGCGACGACGCGGCAGGUCGAAGAGGCCAACACGUACGCGGCGCUCAUGGAAGGGCGGUACAACGCCAUCUCGUCGCACUGGCGGGAGCAAGGCGAGGAGGUGAAGCGGGUCCAUCGGAAGCUCAGGGGGGAGAUGGACGACCUCGUGGCGGAGAGGCGGCGCGACGACGAGAAGAUAUCGACGCUCCAGGAGCUCUGCGACCAGCAGGACGGCAACAUCCGCGAGCUGAAGCGGCAGCGGGACGAGAUGGAGGCCAAGUUCGAGGAGUACAAGCGUCAGCAGGAGGAAGCGCUGUCGGACAUCAAGACCCACGCGGCGGAGAGGGAGGCCGAGCAGGAAAGGAUGCUCCAGGAGACGAGGGAUGUGCUGAACAAGUUGAAGUGGGCACUGAACGUGAAAGAGAACGUCAAGGAUGCGGGCUGAAGAUGGCCGUCAUCUUCCCUGGCGUUCCACCCUGUUUUUUCUUCCCCUCCUCACGACUCACGACAACAACCAAGGUUAUAGAAAAGAGAGA
Molecule: messenger RNA, 1491 nt
Organism: Sodiomyces alkalinus F11
Lineage: Eukaryota; Fungi; Ascomycota; Sordariomycetes; Glomerellales; Plectosphaerellaceae
Exons: 2
Coding region: 129-1400 (423 amino acids)
Source: RefSeq, a predicted model, not a curated record